GGAUCGUUGAUAUGCACGGACUCGAGAUUCGUCGUACAGGAUGGUACCGGUGAAGAGAGGUUGGCGGGACUUCCACGUCCCCGGCCAGACGAUGCCUCGCUUUCACCGGCAUGAUCACCAGUGAUACGGCCUCGGCACCGCUAGAUUACGAUAUCGAUAGGGCCACCGGUGUCGAGCUAUUUCCGAAGGAUUCCUCACCUCAAUCAGUGCGGUCUACUAUAACAUACCAACAAGAGCUCGCGAGUCGGCUUCUACGCCAACGCUACCGUCGGCUAGGUCCCCCAACUUACGUCUUGGGGAUAAGUAACCCACUCGUUGCACUUCAAGGACAGUCGGUCAAGUAUUGUGCCGACAGGGGAGUUGAUUAGCUGUCAUUCUACGCGUUCCGUCGGGGGAUAUGUCUAUCGAUAUAUGUGAUACCGGACGAAGAUUCAAUAUCCUAUUUAAUAGCUCAAUCCCUGAGACUAGCGAGCAUUGAGCCGCUUCUCCCAAUCCUAGCUAUGGGUUCCGCUAACAGCGUUUACAUGGCGAACGCCAGCGAAAAGAAGAUCUGGGUCUUGAUCGCCCUCAAGCCCGAGUGGAUGCUCGUUGACGUCUUUGUCGAUAUCGCGCUGCUCGUCGUCGCCGCCGGAGAACUGAAGGCCAUCGUUCACGCAGGGGAACUUCCCGAGGAGCUCGUCACGAUUGGCGACCUGCUUAAGUUCAUGUGGGUCGCCGUCAAGCUUCUGUGGGCCAGCAUCGGCGCCGCAACGCGCCCUGCCGACGCCGUCCUUUCCAUGCUCGACGCGUUCAAGAGCGUCUCAUCACCAAUCGAGUACGGCGACGCACCCGACAUCAACGACGAGAGCUUCCUCAACUACCUCAACGUCGACGGCUGGGCGGGGCUCUUCGGCGCGAAGACGCUGAACGUGAUGGUGAUGAGCGACGAUGGGCACCAGUUCGCGUUCUACGACACCAACAACGACCACUCUUGGAUCGCGACCAACCACGAUGCGAUCGUGCGCUCGAAGUACGGCUCGCUUUGGCAGGAGGACCCCGAUGCGGGAUACAUCCGCUGGCCUUCUCCACCUCCUCCUCCGCCGCCGCCGCCUCCCCCUGGUUCAUGCAGGUGCGGUGGUCAUUGUCCUUGGUCACACGGGCGCUUUGUAUGUUGUUGUGGCGGUAGCGACUGCUACUGCGUAUGAGCGGAGUUGGUUAAAUUUGCAUCGUUGGCGGUUAGGAAAUUGUGUAGCAGAUUCAUGUAACAUCCC
Messenger RNA from Punctularia strigosozonata HHB-11173 SS5, 1250 nucleotides. RefSeq lists its product as uncharacterized. The transcript has 4 exons. NCBI's taxonomy places the organism in Eukaryota, Fungi, Basidiomycota, Agaricomycetes, Corticiales, Punctulariaceae. The coding region runs from base 501 to 1184 and encodes 227 amino acids. The record is from RefSeq and is a predicted model, not a curated record.